UGGUACUUGGUAAAGCUGAGCCGGUCAAUGUGGCUUGCAAAACGUGAUGAAUGUGUCGUUAUAGGAAGUAUAAAGCAUACAAAGAGAUGAAUAGUGAAAACUUCACCCUGAGUGAGAGGAUAGUGUCCCCCUCAUACAUCCGGCAGGGAUCCCAGGCACGCAGGAGCCACGAACAGCUUAUAAGGCAAUUGUUGGAACAGGGAAAGUGUCCAGAGGAGGGAUGGAGCGAAAGUACCAUAGAGCUCUUUCUGAAUGAGCUUGCUGUAAUGGACAGCAAUAACUUCCUGGGCAACUGUGGCGUGGGUGAGAGGGAAGGUCGCGUGAUGUCAGGCCUAGUGGCCAGACGACAUUACAGAUUGAUCCAUGGUAUAGGUCGGUCAGGAGACAUUGCUGCUGUUCAGCCCAAAGCAGCAGGAUCCAGCCUGCUCAACAAGCUGACCAACUCUGUUGUAUUGGACAUUUUAAAACUCUCAGGUGUGCGGAGUGUGACCAGUUGCUUUGUCGUUCCGAUGGCAACGGGGAUGAGUUUGACGCUGUGCUUCUUGACCCUUCGUCACCGGAGGCCCAAAGCUCGCUAUAUCAUCUGGCCCCGCAUUGACCAGAAGUCUUGUUUCAAAGCCAUGAUCACUGCAGGGUUUGAACCUGUGGUGGUAGAGAAUAUUCUAGAGGGGGAUGAGUUGCGAACUGACUUGGAGGCGGUGGAGCACAAGAUUGAGGAACUAGGAGCAGACAACAUUUUGUGUAUUCAUUCCACCACUUCGUGUUUUGCCCCACGGGUCCCCGACAGACUUGAGGAGUUGGCCACGGUAUGUGCCAAACAUAACAUCCCCCACAUUGUCAACAAUGCGUACGGAGUACAGUCAUCCAAGUGCAUGCACCUUAUACAACAGGGGGCUCGUGUUGGAAGAAUUGAUGCCUUUGUUCAGAGCCUGGACAAGAACUUCAUGGUUCCAGUAGGUGGCGCCAUAAUAGCUGGAUUUGAUGAGUCCUUCAUACAGGAGAUAAGCAAAAUGUAUCCUGGUCGAGCGUCAGCCUCACCCUCUCUCGACAUCCUCAUCACCCUUCUCACCCUGGGAAGCAGUGGUUAUAAGAGACUCUUGGCAGAAAGAAAGGAGAUUUAUUCAUACCUGGCUCAGGAGCUGAAGACUCUGGCUUUGGCACAUGGGGAGAGAUUGCUGCACACCCAACAUAACCCCAUCUCACUGGCCAUGUCUUUGGAGGGUCUCCAGGUUGAGAGUGACAAGGCAGUGACUCAGCUUGGCUCAAUGCUCUUUACCCGGCAAGUGUCGGGAGCCAGGGUAAUACCCCUGGGCAAGGAGCAGACCAUCGGUGGACACACUUUCCGUGGAUUUAUGUCUCACUCGGAAUCCUACCCUUGUCCCUACCUCAAUGCUGCCGCCGCAGUCGGCAUCGCGCAUGAAGACGUGACACUGUGCAUCAAAAGGCUGGACAAGUGCCUGAAGGCCUUGAAGAAAGAGAACAGUUCAACUCGGGGUAAUCCACCGGAGCACCAAACAUGCAAGGAGGAUUAGAUUUAAACAAAAAACAAAACAAAAGAAACGAUAACAACAACAGACAUUGUACCACUAUUGCAUUGAUUUCAAACGAUUGCGAAGCAGCAGUAGAGGACGCACUAUCUUCAUCAUCUCGAGCACUGACCUGUCUGCAUCCUGCAAAUACUUGCCCAGUUGGAAUCUGCAGUGGGUGUCAGUUCAUGCUUAAAAGUGGAUGUUUCGUGGUCAGGAUUUUAAAUCUGUGUUACAGCCAAAAAUUUGUCAAUGCAUUUGAUUUGUGCAAUGACGACUGCAAAUGAAAUACCUGUGGUGUUUGAAAUUUCCUUUAAAGAAAAGUAAGAUGACAAUCAGGAAGUACUGUAUCAUUUCCACUAUCUGAAGAUAAUUUCAGGGUAAGUCACUAAAGUGUAACAUAAGCCUGUCUAAAGACUGCUGCCUCGAUGUGAUAUGUCUGGAUUUGUUGAAAAUGCUUUUCUCAUGAUGCAUAAUGGAUUUAAGACUGACUUUUAAGAUUAUAAUCCCUUCGUGAAAGCUCAGCUUUGUUUCCUCAAUGGCAUCGUCAGCGGGCUAAUGCUGUCUAACACCUUUUGGGUGUGACGAUUAACUUAGCAAACAUUUGGAUAUCUUGUAAAAGCGUGAUGGAAAGCAUGACUUCAUGAUCAAGCCUCUUAUUUCAUCUGACCUAUAUAGGUUGGCACAAUGCCGGUGUAUUCCAUGAAUUCUGAAUGUUAAUAUUUCAAUAUAUUUGUAAUACAUAACCUCUUGAAGUGAUUUUUUUUAAAAUCCAUAUGAUAAAUACAU
Molecule: messenger RNA, 2315 nt
Organism: Lampris incognitus (smalleye Pacific opah)
Lineage: Eukaryota; Metazoa; Chordata; Actinopteri; Lampriformes; Lampridae
Gene: sepsecs
Product: Sep (O-phosphoserine) tRNA:Sec (selenocysteine) tRNA synthase
Exons: 12
Coding region: 51-1532 (493 amino acids)
Biological process (GO): selenocysteine incorporation; conversion of seryl-tRNAsec to selenocys-tRNAsec
Molecular function (GO): tRNA binding; O-phosphoseryl-tRNA(Sec) selenium transferase activity
Source: RefSeq, a predicted model, not a curated record